Pyricularia pennisetigena is the source of this 3306-nucleotide messenger RNA. RefSeq lists its product as uncharacterized. Gene Ontology annotation, cellular component: fungal-type vacuole membrane. The transcript has 6 exons. The record is from RefSeq and is a predicted model, not a curated record. Gene Ontology annotation, biological process: mannose metabolic process; oligosaccharide catabolic process. The coding region runs from base 1 to 3306 and encodes 1101 amino acids. Gene Ontology annotation, molecular function: alpha-mannosidase activity; carbohydrate binding. NCBI's taxonomy places the organism in Eukaryota, Fungi, Ascomycota, Sordariomycetes, Magnaporthales, Pyriculariaceae.
AUGUGCUCGGGCGACCGUGGUAAUGGUGAUCACGGCGAUGGCGCCGCCAUCAGUCGAACAUACCCCCUACGUGCCAACGUACCGGUAGGGAAACGCAUCAAUCAUCUCUAUCAGAAGCGACUCCCGAACUUUUCUGGGCCAGGCCAAUGGGAAAAGUCCAAUCUGCUUGCCAUGCUUUAUGAUCAGAAUGUCUCAGAGCCACCACAUCUCAGCCUAUCCGUAUGGAGCGCGCCAGGACUGACGCGCCCAACUUUUGCCGAGGCCACCAGCCCAUCAAACGAGUUCCGCCCAACACAGGUGGGGGAAUCGUUCGGGCCAUCGUGGUCUACUCACUGGUUCAAGGUGGACAUAAUUCUUCCGGCUGAGAUGCAGGCUGCCGAGCACAUCGAACUGCAUUGGGACUGCAACAAUGAGGGUACCGUGUGGACGUCCGAUGGUAACCCUCUCCAAGGCCUCACGGGCCGCAAAGAGAGGGUGGAGUGGAUCAUUCCAGACACCUUCCGGGACGGGGCCCAGCAUACGAUUUACAUCGAGAUGGCGUGCAACGGCAUGUUUGGCAAUGGACCUGGUGCCCCGAUCUUCAAGAACAAUCCGGGAGGCGACUCGAUCCAGCCCCCAGACCCCGACAAGAAGUUCGCGUUGGCAACCUCGGAGCUUGUGUCUGUCUUUCUAGACGCUCGCCGGUUGCUGUCCGACUACUCCAUAAUAUCCGAAGCUGCCAUGGAGUUCCCCGAAAACUCUUGGGAGCAGCGUGAGGCCCUGACGGUAGCCAGUCAGAUCAUUGACACGUUCAAGCUGGGCGACAAGAGCUCCGUCACCGCGGCGCGCAAAAUUGCUGCAAGAUACCUGGGGCCAAAUGUCGACUCGGAAGCUGUAUAUGCGGACCCCAGCAGGAGUCCGGACGUCUUUGCGGUUGGGCAUUGUCACAUUGACACAUGCUGGCUGUGGCCCUGGGAGGAGACGAAGCGCAAGGUUGCCAGAUCCUGGUCCAACCAGUGCGAUCUGAUGGAUCGUUACCCAGAGCUGAACUUUGCAUGCUCACAGGCACAACAGUUUGCUUGGCUCAAAGAGAUGUACCCAUAUGUCUUUGAGAGGGUUAAAGCCAAGGUAGCUGCUGGCCAAUUCCACCCGAUUGGUGGCAGCUGGGUUGAGCACGACACCAACAUGCCCAGCGGCGAAUCUCUGGUCAGACAGUUUCUUUACGGGCAGCGGUUUUUCGAAAGCAAUUUUGGCAGCAGGUCAACCACAAGCUUUCUGCCCGAUACUUUUGGACAAAGUCCCCAGAUACCCCAGCUGUGUAGGCAGGCCGGAAUGGAUCGUUUUGUUACCCAAAAGCUUUGCUUCAACAGCGUCAACGACUUCCCGCACACUACGUUUAACUGGGUCUCGCUCGAUGGCAGCCAGGUGCUGUGCCAUAUGCCGCCGGCAAAGACUUAUUGCGCCAAUGGAACACUCGCAGAGAUAAAGCGCAGCGUUGUCGAGCACAGGACACUAGACAAGGACCGGACUUCUCUUAUCUUGUUUGGCAAAGGAGAUGGUGGUGGUGGUCCCACCUGGGAGCAGAUUGAACGACUCCGGAGACUCAGGGGCCUUUCCGACACUACUGGCACGCUCCCGCGAGUGCACCUAGGUAAAACAGUCGACCAGUUCUUUGACCAACUUAUGCCAAAAGCACAAACCUUGCCUACUUGGCAUGGAGAUCUCUACUUUGAGCUCCACAGGGGUGUUUACACGACCCAGGCAAAUACAAAGCUCAAAAACCGGCAAGCAGAGUUCUUGCUCAGAGACAUUGAGAUUCUGGCAACCCUGGCAUCGAUUGAGAGCCCCGAAAGCUACAAGUAUCCGACAAAGCAGCUGCAGCAGAUGUGGGAGGGUGUGCUGCUGUGUCAGUUCCACGACUGUCUCCCUGGCACCGCGAUCAAAAUGUGUUACGACGACUCGGACAAGGUGUAUGCCAAGGUGUUCGAGACUGCAGCCGGACUUUUGCAAACCAUCCACAAGACUCUUGGCCUAUCUCAGGAAUCUGAUAGCAGUCGGCUUGCCAUAAACACACUGCCGUGGCCUCGCGCCGAGCUCGUCAAGACCAAGGAUGGAAAAGAUGUUAUUGCUCGCGGCCGAGGCAUGCUCCUUUCCACCCAGAAUUUCGAGGAGUCCGAGAGCCAAAAGGCCGUGAAGGUGAAAGAAUUGUCUUCGGGCGUAUUUGUGCUAGAGAAUGAAGCUUUCACCGUAACCGUGGAGAAGGGCUGCCUCACCUCGCUCUACGACAAGAGGGCCAAACGGGAGGUCCUGGCAGGCAAGGCAAACCAGUACGCAAUCUACGACGACAAGCCGGUGUACUGGCAAGCUUGGGACGUCGAGGUGUUCCAUCUGGAGACGCGACAAGAGCUGCCUGGCAGCAGCGCGGCGACGACAACCAUCGUCGAAAAUGGCCCUCACCGUGUCAGUGUAGCAACCGAGAUGAAGAUCAGCGAAGUGAGCUCCAUCAAGACGACAAUCUCGCUAUCAGCAUCUCUCCCUGACGAAGGCUAUCUCCCGUACGUCGAAUUCUCUGCAGAGGUCGACUGGCAUGAGAAUAUGAAAUUCCUCAAGGUUGAGUUCCCCGUAGAUAUUCGGCACCACGAAGCAUCGUACGACACCCAGUAUGGUGUUAUUCGCAGGCCGACCCACUACAAUACUUCUUGGGACAUGGCCAAAUUUGAGGUGUGCUCGCACAAGUAUGCCGACCUUUCGGAGCACGGAUACGGCGUGUCUAUCCUCAACGACAGUAAGUACGGGUUUUCGACGGCCGGAAACGUGAUGCGCCUUUCGCUCCUUCGGUCUCCCAAAGCCCCCGACGAUACGGCCGACAUGGGCAAGCACGCGAUCCGCUGGGCCAUCAUGCCGCAUGUCGGCCCUCUCGGGCCCGAUACCGUCCGGGCGUCAUUCAACUUCAACAACCCUCUACGCGUCGUCGGAGCCGGUGACGAUUCGUUGAUUUCCAAGCUUUCCACGCAGCCGUUGACCCUGACCGGCGACAAGAACCUCGUGCUCGACGCGGUGAAGCGGGGCGAAGACGACGCUGAUGUCAGUCGCGGCGACCUGCCGGCGCGACCCCAAGGUCAGAAGUCGGUGAUUGUUCGGGUUUUCGACAGCCUGGGAGGACGUGGCGUCGGGACGGUGCGCUCGCCUUGGAGCCUGGCCAAGGUUGUAAAGACCAACAUAUUGGAAGAUGACGGGGACGAGGUGCCAUUAGCUGAAGAUGGCCGCGGCUUCGAAGUCGACAUUGGGCCGUUCCAGGUGCAGACAUACAGAUUGGUCUUGGCUUAG